This is a messenger RNA of Podospora pseudocomata, 836 nucleotides long. RefSeq lists its product as uncharacterized. Gene Ontology annotation, molecular function: kinetochore binding. The transcript has 3 exons. NCBI's taxonomy places the organism in Eukaryota, Fungi, Ascomycota, Sordariomycetes, Sordariales, Podosporaceae. Gene Ontology annotation, biological process: mitotic spindle organization; chromosome segregation; kinetochore assembly. The coding region runs from base 186 to 836 and encodes 216 amino acids. Gene Ontology annotation, cellular component: nucleus; kinetochore. The record is from RefSeq and is a predicted model, not a curated record.
ACUCCGUAGAGGGGCAUCCAUGUUAAAUACACUGUGCUCUCAAGCUAGCUGCACUGCUACGUCAUGCAGACCUAAAAGCUUCCUGCUGCUUCAAAGGUGAAGACCGCGUCGAGGCGCGUCUGGCUCACGUGUGGACCGGCGAAGCAUUCACCACGGGAUCGAAAUUUACAGCUCUUCCCACCAACAUGGCAGCAAUCAAUGCAACGACCUCUGUACCCGAGCUGUCCCAGGCCGAAGCCGGCGUGCUGGAGCUUUACGACAAGGUGCAACAACUCCAGCUCCAGUUGGCAGUUCUCAGAGCACAAGAGCGCUACACCCAAGGGAAAAGAUCACCAGAUGGUCGAACCCGGCUGUUAGAAGCAAAGGCAUCACUGUCACUUCGCGACAGAGUUAUCGAAAGCGUCGUGGCGGUCCAGCCAACUCUAAAAGCCGUCCACCAUGCCACUCACGCCUCGCCUGUUGAACGGGAUCUUUUAACCCACAUCGAGCAGCGCGACCAUGCAGCAAAGCGCACCGCUGAGCACUGCUCGGCCCUGCACUCGGCCAUGGAGAAGCUCGCAAAGGUUAAGGUUGAAUAUCUAGAAACCAAACAGCGAAAUGUGGAACUCGCAUCGGAAACGCUUGACCUUGCUGCUGAUAAUGUCGGGCAAGAACCCAACAAUGUCAGAAAUACACAGCUCAAGAUGGAACUGGACACAUUCGAGACCCAGCUUAGAGCGACGCGCGGAAAAUGGAGAGUGAUGAAAGGCACAGCUAGUGCUAUCGUCGCUGGCAGCGGCCUUGACUGGGUUCGGGAUGAGCGUUUGCGCGAACUGGUGCUCGACAUCGACGAUUGA